UCUCACUAACACUCUCACGUGCUGAUUAGAAAAAACAAAAAUAUUUGCGCUUUCAAAUUACGCAAAUAAACUAGGAAAAUGAUAGAUUCUAGUUUUGAUUUUCCUGGCUGGACAUCAGCGAUAGAUCAUCGAAGUGGAAGACAAUAUUUUGUCAACUUGAUAGAGAAAACAACAACAUGGGAGGAUCCAAGAAUAAAAUACAAACAUGUCUAUGGUCCCGCAAUUCCUAUGCAGAAUUUACAUGGAUCGUCUCCUAAAAAUGUUCAAGUCUAUCCAACUCAAAAUUAUCCAGCACAAGCAUUUCAAAGCUCUCAAGGUCAAUCUAUCAAUGCGAGCCCAAUUCCGUCGACAAAGACAAGCAAUUAUAGCCAUACUGCAGUUGAAAUGUCGUCUUUGUCACGUUCCUCGCCGCAUACACCUCGUGUUGGGAGUUUAAUCAAAAAUCACCAACAAAUGUUACAUCAACAACAGCAUCAACAAACUCAAGAAACAUCAUUUUCAAGUCCAACACCAAUGGAAACUGAAGCAACUGUUGCUAAAAUCAACACAAUGUUCCCAACAGCAAGUGAACAUCAUAUCCGUUUGCUUUUAAAGAAAUAUCAUCAUCGUGAAGCGGUCGUCAUAUCAGCAUUGCAAGUUGAGAAGCAUCCUUUGACAACUCCUGGCCCUUACACACCACCAGUUCAACGUUCUUUUCAUGCGACUGCGAUGGCAUUGUCAGCAUUUAACACACCGCCAUCAUCGAGUUUCGGUAGGAAAAGUGUUCAUCUUCUACAUGGAGAUCAUUUGACAUUUGCAUCGUCGUCAAAUGGAAGUCCAAUUCCAAUGCGUCCACAAAGUUCGAGUAGUUUCUAUACAACAGUAACAAAUGCGACUACAAACAUGUACGGAUCACCACGAUUCGGAGAACAAUAUCGCAGUUCACCAAAGCCACAUUCAUCACCAAAAAUGAAGCUUAGAUACUUAAAGUCAAUGUUUCCAAAAGCUGAAGAAACAAUCAUUUUGGAUGUGUUGGCGACAGUCGAAAACAACGUUCAGAAAGCUUCGGAAAGUUUGAUACGUAUGGGUUACGAGAAGAAGGAAAUGACGCCAGCACCGCGAUUGUCUCAUCGCAAGAAGGAAGAAUAUCAACCACAGAAGGAAGUCAUUCAACCAACUCCACCACCAAAGCCAAAAACUGCUGAAGAGAAGAAGAAAAUGAAAGCUCGAAUGCAAGCGCAGUAUAAAGAUUCAAUUCCUGAGAAAAUCAUUGCGAUGGCUCUUGAAUCUGUUGAAUAUUCCGAAGAGAAAGCUUUGAAGAUUCUCGACAUUGUGUUGCAAGAAGACAAAGACUCGAAGACAAAAUCAGAGAAGGAAAAGAAGAAAAGUGAAGGUGUUGAGAAGAAUGUUUCGUUCAAAGAGCCCAGCAGUAGCAAAAGCAUUGAUUUGGAUCAAGCAGCAGCGAUUGAGAAUGAUGAAACGAUGAUUAUCAACAGCGAUCAUUCAAUCAUAACAACACCAAUUGAAAGUCCAGAAACUGAUGGCGUUACUGGAAUGCCCAAAUCUGCUGUUGAAUAUGAAGACGCGACAACAUCGUCAUCAGAUGCUUCGACCAGCGAUGCUUCGACAAAAACUCCCGUCGAAAAGAUUGAACGUCGUCGAUCAAAAGCUCGAAGUGAUUCGAAUCGAAGUGAAAAGAAUACUUCAGUAGUUGUUGGAAAAAAGGAAUCAAAUUCAAAGUCGGUCAUAAUUGGUGGAGAAAAUUCCAAGGAUGGAAAGUUCAUGUCAAUCUACACGCAAUCAAAUGCGAAUGGAAAAAAUUCCAAUCUUGCUAAAGGACCGAGAGAUGAACUUUUGUUAACUGAUUACGUGACAUGGAGUGGAGCGAAUCCUGACUUUGUCAAAGGCCAUCGAGUCAAAGCAACAGGACCAAACCCAAAUAUAAGAAUUGAACGAAACUAUACGCCACGUGGACGUGGGUCUGAGCUCUGCAAGGGCUCAAAGAUUGGUCUUGCCAAAGGCAGCAUUUAUUCACAAAUCAGUCGUCCAAAUGUUGCCUGCAACUAACAUCAUCCGCGAUCUUUAUCACGUUAAAUUUCUUCCUUACUUUCUAAUUCAAUAAUUAUUUGGAUGGUGACUUAUUUGUAUCCCUAGAAAUUAUCGUAAGUGUUUGUUUGAUGAGUUUAAAAGAUCUUUUUAGUGAAAACACUUUUUUUUCCUGUUGUAAAUCCGAUCCGAAAGUUCGAAUCUCAAAAUUUUAAAUCCAAAGAUGUGACUUAUUGGAUUCAAUCGAUUUAACAUUUUUAACAUUGAAAAAUUAUUAACUAAAAUAAUCUCAAAACAAGUGAAUUUCAUGUCAAUUUUCUUAGCAAAGAAAGUUGAGUAAUUUUAACAUUUAAUAAGCUUUUAAUAAACAAUGAACAUCAAAAGAGAGACAGGCGGCACUUUAUAUUGAAAAUUUAAUCAUAACUUCUUAGAGUGCUUUCUUGUCAUGGCUAGUGACAUGAAAGAACUUUAAUCACAAAGAUAUUAAAAGUGUUGGAUCAUCUCUGAAGAGGAUCAAUGAUAUUUAUUAUUGCUAAAGAAACAUAAAAGCAUAUAACACAUUUCGUCCCGAAAACAAAACAAAAAUUGUGAGCACUUAAACGUUAGUUGAUAUUUGAGAAAAAAGUUUGUAUGGAAAAGAAAUCUUUCUUUUAUCUAUUUUGAUAAGAUUUUAAAUAAAAUGAUAAUUUGAAUGAAGAGAUGGUGAGGGAAGGGGAUUCGAGGACACAGGAAUGAUUAAGACGUGAGAUGCAAUAAAUGUUUAAUGAGAAAUUAGAAAUUCCUAGAGGAAGUUUAAUUUAAAAUUUUUUGUUUGGAAAACUGAGGUACCUAAAGUAAUUCCAAUAGUUUCAGAAUCUCUAGAUUAGAUUAAUGGUCUUCUUUACUAUUUUGAUCUUAAAUGUCCUUAUAGCCAGCCAUAGACAAAGCCAAAAAGAAUACAAAGAAUUAAUUAAUAUAUAAAUUGCCAACUACAAAUAUUGCCAUUAUUUAAAGAUAAACUGCGUCCCACUAAAGAAACUAUUUAAACAAACAAUAAACAUAAAAAGAUAUUCAACACAAAUAUAUUUUUCUUUAUUUUUAAUCUCUGUAAAUGUUUAAAAAGAAAAUUGAAAUAAAAAAUGUUUUUCUUUCGAAUUGAAUUUUUGAGAGAGUUCACUGUAGAUUGAGAAUCGUCAAGAACUUUAAAAACUGGAAAUGUUGGGGAAAUUUGUUUAUGCUUCUUACCGAUGAAGUCAACAACAUAUUGAAGGAAAUUUAUCAGAAACUUGGAAUCCAUUAAAACCUCAGACGAGGUUUCAAAAUAAUUCUCAACAUCAAUUUGAGAGUUGUAUAGAAAAAAAUUUCCCACUUCGAUCAACAAAAAUAUAAAAAUAAGAAUAUUUAAAAAAUAAUCUUUGAAUUAGUUUAAUUUA
Molecule: messenger RNA, 3437 nt
Organism: Clunio marinus
Lineage: Eukaryota; Metazoa; Arthropoda; Insecta; Diptera; Chironomidae
Source: the annotation of a GenBank genome assembly